AACCCUUAAACCCCCUCCGCACUGAGGACCCCGACCUCAUCCACUCUGUUCCUGAUAGAAGUCCGCGGAGUUCUUGGACUCCAAUGCGGUCUUUUCCCCAAUAAUAAAAUCCUUAGUUUUCUCCAAACCUAAGAUCCUAUUCCCCCGCUCUCGAUCCCCAAACCCUAGCCCCCAGUUCGGCCCCAUGGCCUCCCGCCGGGUCCUUUCCUCCCUCCUCCGCUCCUCCGCCCGCCGCUCCCCGGCUGUGCGGCCCACCCUCUCCGCCAAUCGUCCCCCGAUCUCUUCUCCCCGUCCCUCCCGUACGGACUUCCUUCUCUCUCGCGCCGUCGAGUACGCAACCGCCGCCGUGUCGUCGUCUCCGCCGUCCCCUCCGCCGAUCUCCCCCACCGCUGGUGCCAGCGGCAAGAUCACCGAUGAGUUCACCGGGAAGGGCGCGAUCGGCCAGGUAUGCCAGGUCAUCGGUGCCGUCGUUGACGUCCGGUUCGAUGAGGGACUGCCGCCGAUCUUGACGGCCCUUGAGGUCAUGGACAACUCGAUCCGCCUCGUGCUGGAGGUCGCCCAGCAUCUGGGGGAGAACAUGGUGAGGACGAUCGCUAUGGACGGGACUGAGGGGCUGGUCCGUGGACAGAGGGUCUUGAACACUGGCUCUCCCAUCACGGUGCCUGUUGGUCGGGCUACCCUUGGACGCAUCAUCAAUGUUAUUGGAGAGCCCAUUGAUGAGAAGGGUGAUAUAAAGACGAAUCACUUCCUUCCCAUCCAUCGUGAGGCCCCGGCUUUUGUUGAUCAGGCGACGGAACAACAAAUUCUUGUUACUGGAAUCAAGGUCGUGGACCUUCUGGCACCAUACCAGAGAGGUGGAAAGAUUGGACUUUUUGGUGGUGCUGGUGUAGGGAAAACUGUGCUUAUUAUGGAACUGAUUAACAAUGUUGCAAAAGCCCAUGGUGGUUUCUCCGUCUUUGCUGGUGUUGGAGAACGAACUCGUGAAGGCAAUGACUUGUACAGGGAAAUGAUUGAAAGUGGUGUGAUCAAGCUUGGUGAUAAACAGGGUGAGAGCAAAUGUGCACUUGUCUAUGGGCAAAUGAACGAGCCUCCUGGUGCUCGUGCUCGUGUUGGCCUGACUGGGUUGACUGUGGCCGAGCACUUCCGAGAUGCUGAAGGGCAGGAUGUGCUUCUUUUCAUUGACAAUAUUUUCCGUUUCACCCAAGCAAACUCUGAAGUGUCAGCCUUGCUUGGUCGUAUCCCAUCUGCUGUUGGUUAUCAACCAACCCUGGCCACCGAUCUUGGUGGACUUCAGGAGCGUAUCACGACAACUAAGAAAGGUUCUAUCACCUCUGUCCAAGCCAUUUAUGUGCCAGCUGAUGACUUGACAGAUCCUGCACCUGCAACCACCUUUGCGCAUCUUGAUGCCACAACGGUGUUGUCACGACAGAUCUCUGAACUUGGUAUUUAUCCUGCUGUUGAUCCUCUUGAUUCAACAUCUAGAAUGCUUUCUCCACAUGUAUUGGGAGAAGAGCAUUACAACACUGCUCGUGGUGUUCAGAAGGUUCUUCAAAACUACAAGAAUCUUCAAGAUAUUAUUGCAAUUCUGGGAAUGGAUGAGCUCAGUGAAGAUGACAAAUUGACUGUGGCUCGUGCUCGGAAAAUCCAACGGUUCCUGAGCCAACCUUUCCAUGUUGCUGAAGUGUUUACGGGAGCACCUGGAAAAUAUGUGGAGCUGAAGGAGAGCGUCAACAGCUUCCAGGGUGUUCUGGAUGGGAAGUAUGAUGAUCUUCCUGAGCAGUCAUUUUACAUGAUUGGUGGGAUAGAUGAGGUGAUUGCCAAGGCUGAGAAGAUCGCCAAGGAAUCUGCUGCUUGAGCACAAAUUUCAAUUUAUUUAUAAUAAUCUGAAAGAUGCAGUUGAUGAUCCCUGCAUCAAAAAAGUAUAUUUUUUGAAGCCAACAAUGUUUGAUGUUAAUUUUUGUCAAUGCUGGAUAGGUUUCUGUAGGUUUCAAGGAGAGAGCAAGUGCCUGCUUUGCAGGGUUCUUUUUUACCCAAUAAACAAUGUGGGACAUUUGUUUAAUUUCUUUCAGUUGGAUACGUGCCUUUUCCGCACAAUAUUCUAGUUGUUUUAUGGACUAUUUGCGCCAGUGUUUUGUACUUA
Messenger RNA from Elaeis guineensis (African oil palm), 2140 nucleotides. NCBI's taxonomy places the organism in Eukaryota, Viridiplantae, Streptophyta, Magnoliopsida, Arecales, Arecaceae. The record is from RefSeq and is a predicted model, not a curated record.